GAUGUGCCUAUAAAUACGUUUAUUUUGUCCAUUAAAACUCUACUUAUCUUAAAUAUUCAUAGAAUAAUACAAACAUAAAGUUAUACCGCACAAUGAUGCAGCAUGUGAAAUCACAUACGAUGGUAGUUCUCCUGUUACUACUGAUUUGUUACACCGGUACUGUAGCUUACGGUAGCCUGGGUUUACAAAACUCCUUACGCUAGAAAGCUACUAGAGUACGGUAGGAUUUUUCUUUCAGGAGCUACCGUAACUUAUGGUAGCCCCUGGCAGACUAAGAGGUGCAGUAGGUCACGGAUUAAUAUAAAAAAUAAAAUAAUAGCAAAUCACGUGAUUCAUCCCCACCCAUUCGAUUUCCUGCAUUUAUCCCUAUCCACACAUUACCUUUUCACUAACCAUCUCUUUCACAUAACCCUAGUUCCUCCAUAACCUUCCACACCUUCAAUUCUUCAUAUCUCUCUCAAAUCUUAACCAAAUCCUCUGAUUUCGGGGUCUUUUUUGAGGGAAAUUUCAAGAGCUUUCUGAUUUUGGGUUGGAAUUUAGAAGAAAACAACAUUUUCUGGACUGAUUUGCAUGUUUUAAAGUCGAAAAUUUUGGGGUUUUAGGAGGUUACUUAUUUUUGAGGUUCCUUUGUAUCUUUGCAUCUAGAAACUCAAGGUAUGUGAUGUUUUCACUCUCUUUUUGAUGAUGCAUUAUGAAAUUGAGGGUUAAUGUUUCUACUUGUUAUAACACACACUUGCUUGUUCAUAGUUGAUGAUAUGAAAUUGUUAGUUUGGAAGAUGGCUAUGGUUGUAAAAGUUAAGUUGAUGCUAAAUUUCUGAAUUUUGGGAAAUCUUUACAUUGUAGAGGCAUCAUGCCAAAUUUUGAAAAAAUAUAAUAUGAAACCUUGUGUUUAUUGGCAUCUACAACCAUAGUUACAAGCAAUAUCUGGAUCCGACGGAUAAGCCGGUAUGGGAGGCAGGUCCAUUGGAUUGGAUGACCAACCGAUAGAGUGGCAACCAACUUUGUUUAAUGAUCGCAUGAACCGGUUGAAAGAUAAAGCGGCGGCAUUUAUUUGUGAGAAAGAAGUGAAGGAAGUGGAGUUUGGUCCCCUUAAUGUGUUUGCUCGGUUUCGAGCAUUGGGUUGGGAGGCGGCGUUGAAUUGUUAUGAUCGCGAUAACAAGAAUUUGUUUAAAAAUGAAAUCCAAGAGUGGAUGGCCACUCCCACAUGUCCCAAGUAUAACAAGCCACAACAAAUGAAACUAAUCGGCACAGUGAAUGGUAUAGAAGUUGAGAUGUCGUUUGACACUUUGAGGAAGUUGGCAAAGUUUGACAGUUUGCCCGCAAGAGACUAUAUGUUCCUAUCUCUCGACGAUUUGUUUCAUAAGCCGAAAGCCCAUCCACGAUGGAAUGAUAUGUUGGAAGCUUUAUUUCUAUCGGGUACUUACCAUGGCACACUUUAUAGGAAAACUCUGAAGAUUGAAGCCAAGUUGUUGCUCAUGAUUUGUAUUUACAAUGUGAUCACGAGGAGGGGGGAUAAGCAGGAAGUUAGAUUCCCUGAGGUGCCCGUUCUUUAUGCUUUGCUUCAUGGGUCACCCCGUUUUCCAUUCCGGUACUUGGUGAUUAUUAACGUGUGGAUAUGUCGGAACAAAGUUGGAAGGAGUAUUAUUCCCUAUUGCCGAAUAAUCACAAGAUUGCUCAAGAUGUACAAAGCUAUUACGCCGGAGGAUAAGGGUGCUAUGAAAAGACAUAGGCAUUUUGAUAUUCAAAGGAUGGGAAGUGGGUGGACUUAUGAUGAAUCUGAGAGAUAUUAUAAGUUGAAAUCUGAAGGUCAACGGUGGUGUGCGUUGAAGGUGGAUGCGAGAGCAUUGCAGCCGGGUGAGGAUGAUGAGCCCGAGAGUGAUGAUGAGCCCCGAAGUGGGGAUGAUGAUUAUGCUGAUGAGCCAAAUAUGGAACACAUGGAUGUUGUGACACCCCAGGAAAACCAGUAAGAUGCAACUUACCUAGCUUCCUCACAACUGCACAUGCUAAAUUUCGGGACGAAAUUUCUUUCAAGUUGGGGAUAAUGUGACAACUCGAGUUUCUAAGAUUCCAUCUUCGCACUGUUACAUGUUAAUUGUUAGAUUGUUUGUUGACACGAUUUGUUGUUUCACAACUGCACACGUUAUAAUAUGUUGAAUCAUACUGUGGUUGAUAUUUUAUAUAUGUUGGUGUACAUUAUAUAAGUGUGUAUGUGAUUUAUAUAUGUUUGAUGGGAUGUGUAUAACUAAUAAAACUAGAAUACAGACAAACAUUCCUCACGAAAACACUCCCACUUGAAAACACCCCCACCCACGAAAUCAUUCCGGAUGAAAACACUUGUGUUUUCGUCCAGCAUGUAAUCAACGAAAUCAGAUUGGGCUUUAGGCCCAGUAGUGGGUCAGUUAAUAUUGUUCGCAACCCUUACGUGAAACUUUUAUUUGGCAAACCCUAAUCACCUCGUCUCUCUCUCUCUCUCGCUGCCUUUGAAACCGAACGACAACCGUGAAAGGCUUGAGCCAUACAUCACUCGAAGUAUCAUCUUUUCUGCUUUGGUUAGUAAUCUGUUACUUAUGAUUUUGUUUUAUUGAAAUCAUGUGACUACUUGUUGACAUCACGAAUUAACAGUUAGUGAGUAAUGAUGAUGAGCAUGUGAUUUGAAUUAAUUUGUAUAUUAGGGGUCCAUAUAAUCUGAUGCAAUAUUAGUGGUGUGAUGCAUGUUGUCUACGUUCGAUUAAUGUCGGUAAUCUCGUUAUGAUGGUAGAUGUUAGAUAAUUAACAGAUUAGGAUUCUUUAUGCAUAUGUUGAUUACUGAAUGAUCAAAACAAUUUGCUAAUAUUGAGUAAUGAUUGAAUGACUAUAUGAUGGAGGUGAUGUAACUGUUAGAUGAUUGUUGAGAUUCUGUGAUCUUGUGUAACUGUGGUGAUGAUGAAACCCCCCCCCCCCCCCACGAAAUCCCUUUAUUCAACGAAAACACAUUAGUGUUUUCGGCAUUAAGUGUUUUUGGCCCAACAAGUGAUAUCGGCUCAAGGUGAUUUCGGCCCAAAGGGGUUUUCGCCCACUAAGCGAUUUCGUCUAAUGAACUGUGACUAGUAUGUUACUCGUUAACUCCAUUAGUGUUUAACUUUGUUAAUUAAACGUGUAACUCUGUUAAGCAUGUAAACCCCUGUUAAGUGGUUAAGUUGUUAACUUUAGUUGUUUACUAACUCAGUUAGCUAACUAACACAGUUAGUUUGUUAUCUCUGUUAUGUAUGCCAUCUCAGUUAAGUUUGUUAACCUUGUUAAGUAGGUUAAAGAGUAACCAUGUUAGAAUAAAUUAUGAAAGACCGUUAUGUGAAACAUGAAAUUGUAUGCACAUGAUUAACUGUUUGUGCUGCAUGAUGAUUAACUGUCCAACACACUCUGUGAUUUUACUGCGAUGCUAGUUACAUGUGAAACAUUACGAACGUGAACUGAUUGAGUACACGUGCACUAUAGGACGUGACUGAUUAUCUGUGAGCGUGUGUAUUUCUUUAACAAACCGAGCAAACCAAGGUGAGUUCACUGCAUUUCUCAAGCAUGCGUCCCGGUGGUUUGGGACAACUAGUAAACGUUUGAAAAGGGAAUCUUGGGUAAACAAUGUAAUUGAGUCUUGGUAUUUGCGUAUGGGAUCGAUCAUUACCAAUGCUUGGUUAAGGGCAUUGGGGACUGGACACACUCCAGGUUAUUGAGGGACACACUUCCCGGAUACAUAUGGGCACACUCCCUAGGGUAUCUCAACAAGUUAUAAACCGCAUCCUAUCACAUCGGGGAAUUAACCUAACAUAUAUCUGGUAACAAAACAUGUUAACUAACUUUGAACUCACCAGCGUCGUCUGACACACUUGUCUGCAUGCUUGCAGGUCGUUAGAAUACAAGACAUGGACUUGCUAUC
Helianthus annuus (common sunflower) is the source of this 3907-nucleotide messenger RNA. RefSeq lists its product as uncharacterized. Lineage: Eukaryota; Viridiplantae; Streptophyta; Magnoliopsida; Asterales; Asteraceae. Bases 948 to 1967 code for a protein of 339 amino acids. The transcript has 2 exons. The record is from RefSeq and is a predicted model, not a curated record.